Messenger RNA from Ahaetulla prasina, 4447 nucleotides. RefSeq names its product zinc finger protein 24-like. The record is from RefSeq and is a predicted model, not a curated record. The transcript has 3 exons. The coding region runs from base 1910 to 2218 and encodes 102 amino acids. NCBI's taxonomy places the organism in Eukaryota, Metazoa, Chordata, Lepidosauria, Squamata, Colubridae.
UUCUAUUUUUGUAAUUUUUUUAAUUAAUAUUUUUAACCUACAGCGAUCGAAUUAGAUUUUUAAACUGGAUAUUGUAUUUUAAAUUUUUGGAUUAUUGGUGUUUUAUCUGCUGUACACCGCCCUGAGUCUUCGGAGAAGGGCGGUAUAAAAAUUUGAAAAAUAAAUAAAUAAAUAAAUAAACCAGCCAGCGAUUUCCAAACUUUGAGGAUGCAACAAAGCCACCCCACCCCACCCAUCCCUGGGAAAAAGGAAGACGAAGGAGGAUGGAUAUCAGACACUUAAGGGGGGAACUGAAAGUGCCUACAAAUGUUUAGUCAGAUCCAGAGUUUGCUUCAGCCAAUGUCGAACUCAAGCAACCAAUUGCUGCAUGUUGCUUACUUGUUUCCAGAAUUAAGAGUUGGUUGCUUUGAGAGAGCCGUGAAUGAGAUCCGUUACCUGAAGAAGCAAAGAGGGUGGGCUGUGAGGGAGAAGAAAUUCAAAGUCCUCCUAAACUUACCAUAUUUUUCGGAGUAUAAGACACACUCCCCCCCCCCAAAGAGGGUGAAAAUUUGAGUGCGUCUUAUACACCGAAUAUGGUCAAAAACGUGAGGCACGGAGGAGGCGAUGGUCUGUGGCAAUCCCUGCAGCCUGGAACAGCUGAUUGGGGGUAUUUCAGGAGGCUAAUGCACCCGCCAGUCAGCUGCUUGUGCUGAAUCAGGCUGCAAUAAUGUAGUGAAGCUAUUUGCUGCAAGGACAUGUCAGAAUUUGCAGCAGCAAUCGCAUCCAGAAAGCACCCACAAGUAACUGAUUCAGCAGGAUUCAAUAAUUUCUCUUUAUAUAUAAUGUAACACAUGAAGUAAUACCAAAAGCAAGUUUUCCAAGUGGUAGUAAACACAAACAGAGGGGAGGAGUUUCAGUUUUAUAAUAACAGAGUUGGAAGGGACCUUGGAGGUCUUCUAGUCCAACCCCCUGCCCAGGCAGAAAACUCUACACCAUUUCAGACAAAUGGCUUUCCAACAUUUUCUUAAAAAUUUCCAGUGUUGGAGCAUUCACAGCUUCUAGUUUCAGAGAUCAGCACAGCACGCAGCUUUAGUACAGGAACAGUUGAGCUAAGCCAUGCCCAGGCUCCUUGCUGUCUCCUUCCUUGUUGCCCACACAACAAGACUGUUUCAGUUUCCAAACAGCCCUCACCUCUCUCAUACACUGACAGGACUCUAGUCAGAUGAAUCGUGAUUGAUGCUGCUAGACAGAGGCAGAUUUUUUUUUUCUUAUUUUCCUCCCCAAAAAAUAAGGUGCGUCUUAUAACUCCAGAGCGUCUUACACUCUGAAAAAUACAGCAUACCUUCUAUAUUCUGGGUUAUUGAUGGUUCCUGAAUAUUUUCUUUCUACCUCUCCUAUCCAAAGAGACCCACUUGCUUUCUCUGCUCUGGCCUAGGCCCACCCGGAAACAAAAAAGAGAUGUAAAACAGCUGAAAAUGCAACAUUGAUUCUGAAAUCGUGUUUUCUUUUCAAACUUGCAGGUAGAAGUUGCUUGUGAACCAAACUAUAUCCUACAUAAGGAAGGCUAGCUGGUGUACUGAGUUUUGUCCAGGGCAAGAUAAGUCGGGUGGAGAUCCAUUGGCCCGUUUCAUAUCCUCAGUCUUGGAGAUCCAAGCAGCUGUUGGCAUCCUUUGUAUCUGGAUUAGAGAAUAGAGGAAAAAAUGGAGGGACAAUACCCAUUAGAUGCAGAAGCUGGACAAAGCCCUCCUGUUGAUCAGUUUGGGAGCUAUGUGGAGGUCAGGAUAAAAACUGAACCAGAGGAUGAAGAGGAAGAGUCCAUCAGCUCAGAGGUCCAGCAUCAAAACUUCAGGAAGGGUCCCCGAGGACUUUGCAGCCGACUCCAUCACUUUUGCAAUCAGUGUUGAAGCCAGAAAAACAUACAAAGGCACAGAUGCUGGACUUGAUUCUUCUGGAGCAGCUCCUGGCUCUCCUGCCCCCAGAGAUGGAGGGCUGGGUGCGGGAAUGUAGAGCAGAGACCAGCUCCCAGGCGGUGGCCCUGGCGGAAGGCUUCCUCCUGAGCCAGAAGGAGGAGAAGAAAGAGGAGGUUGAGCUGCAGGUCCAAAGGCCUCUCUCGGGGGCCAUUCCUCAACAUCUGGAUGGAAAGAGAAACCGGUUAAAUCUUUCCCAGGAACUGCUUAUUUGGAAGAUCUCCCAAGAAAGGCCAAGUCUGGGCAUCUCACCAGAGAAUAUCAUGAAGUAAUUGGUAUUCAUCGGGCUCUCUCCCUUUUCUGGUGAACCCAAAAUAACAACUAAGCCUCCAGUUCAGGUAGGAAGAAGAACAUCAACCAAAAGAUAGAGGAGACUGUUUCCUGAGCUUCCAUUUUGUUAGUGUGCCUGGGAUUUUACACUAGUUUCUACCAGUGGUGGGACUCAAAUAAUUUAGCAACAGGUUCUCUGCCCUAAUGACCAGCUGGGUGGGCGUAGUUCGGUGGUCAUGUGACGUGUGGGCGUGGCCAAUUCAACAUCACUCAUUUCGAUGGGCGCUUCACCUUAGCUGUUACAAUGUAGUAAGGGUUAACCAGGGAGGCAGUUUCUUAGGCUAGAAACAACACCAGAAUGUUUCCUUCCUGCCUUCCUUACAGGAUUAGCCUGUAAAAAAACAUAAUAAGGUUAUUUCCAACAACUGGUUCUCUGAACUGCUUAGAAAGUUAACAAUCGGUUCUCCUGAAUAGGUGCGAACUGGCUGAAUCCCACCACUGGUUUCCAUCAGCAACAUGAAAUAGAGAAAUUUAGGUUGUUAUGACUGACAUGAGCUUAGCCGCCUUCUCAAAACUGUUGAGGUGUGAUGCCUAAAAAGUAUUUACACUGAAGGAUUCUUACUACCGGUAGGAAAUCAACUUCAUUCUUGCCCAAUUUUGAGUCUGGCAAACAAAGAGCCCCCUUUUUCACUCUGAACUUUUGGGAUAAGUCAACCAAGGAAAAAAACAGACAUUUUUCCUAGGGUCAUAUGUUAAUACAGAAACUUGCUUUUCUUCCUUUCUCAGGGUCUCGUGACCUUUGAAGACGUCGCUGUGUAUUUCUCCGCGGAGGAAUGGUCUCAACUAGAUCCUGAACAAAAAGCCCUUCAUAAAGAAGUCAUGCUGGAGAACUCCAGAAAUGUGGCUUCCCUGGGUAGGAUUCCCUGUUAUUAGCUGAGACCCCAAGAACAGGGAUUCUCCCAGACAUGGAAAUAACCAGUUUCUGUGAAUAUAUCUGCAGUCAGAAUUUAUUUCCUGGGUUGGACAAAGAGAAGAUCCAUUCUUCUCCUCUUCCUAAGGCAAAAGUGGUCAAAAGCAAUCUGGUUAGAUGCCCCACAUAAUAAUUUGUCAUCUAAUAUUUGAGAGGGAUUCCUCAUUCAUUGAUUUUUUUUUUGUUUGUUUCUCUUUAAUUUUACCUAUAUGAUUAAUGACGCUCAUUCUCACAUAUCUAUCGCUUGAUGGGAAAGUCCCUGUUUGCAUUAUUAAAAAACUGACUUUUCUCAUAUACAGUAGAACCUCUGGUCACGACCAUAAUUUGUUCCAUAACUUUAGUUGUGAUGCGAAAAUUAGUGCAGUGGCCACACAUGGGUUGCUGUUGUUUGUAAACAAACAACAGGAAAUUUGGCACUUACAAGAAACCCCGAUUUGGUUGUGGUCAGAAGCGUCGUGACCGGAGGUUCUACUGUAGGCUGUUUGGUCAAUGUUUUUCUUUUCUUAGACAUUUUUACCUUGAAAGACAGAAUUCUGACAAUGCUGUUUUCUUGCAAACAUUUCAUGACCCAAACUAGAUAACUAUCUAGCACUGAUGUUACCUACCCUAGUUUGGGGUCUUGAAAUGUCUGCAAGAAAACAACCAAGCUCAGAGAGCACCAAGAAGCCAUGGUGGCGCAGUAGUUAGUAUGCAGUAUUGCAGGCUAAUUCAGCUCACUGCCAGGAGUUCAAUCCUCACCGGCUGAAGGUUGACUCAGCCUUCCAUCCUUCCGAGGUCGGUAGAAUGAGGACCCAGAUUGUUGGGGUCAAUAUGCAGACUCUGGAAAUUGCUUAGAGAAGGCAGUAAAGCAGUAUGAAGUGGUAUAUAAGCCUCAGUGCUAUUGCUAUUUCAACCCUGAGCUACAAAUAUUCUCUUUUAUUGAAAUGCUGCCAUUUGUGAUUUAGAAUGAAGGGAUCAGUGAUUUUAGGCUUUUUACAACUAUGGUUGUGGUCAGUGAUGGGAUUCAGCCGGUUCGUUCCGCUUCAGUAGAACCGGUAGCUAACUUUUUGUGCAGUUCGAUGAACCAGCUGAUCCCACCACUGUCUGGCCCCGCCCCACCCUUCCCAGCCACUCCUUUUCUUGCCUCGUCUGACUUGGCCGCUCGUCUAGUUUUUGGUAAAUUGCUCUGUCUCACAUGUAUAGCGACUACAAUCGAGUCCAAACUAAAACUUUUUAAAUUUUUUCGCAGUUGCCCUUAACAGGACGAAAAGGCAACAGAAUU